GCCGCCGAGCAGGGAGCGCGCGUGCCGCCGGACCAUGGCCGCCGUCCGACUGCUGCUGUUGCUCUGUACGCUGGCCGCCGCCGUCGCCGCAGUCAGCGGCGCCGGCAACAGCACGGUGACCUGCGAAGCCGGCGCCUUCGCCUGCGCCGACGGCAUGCUCUGCGUCCCCAGCACCUGGCGCUGCGACAUUGAGCAUGACUGCUCGGACGGCAGCGACGAGUGGAACUGCGCGGCACCGGCGUGCGCCACCGGCGACUUCCGCUGCGACUCCGGCAGGUGCAUCCACGGCUCCUGGCGCUGCGACGGAGACCAGGACUGCCCAAACGGCAGCGAUGAGCAGAACUGUUCUUCGACCGGCUCAGAGCAGCCCGAGGACCACGAGAGGCCCGAGCGGCCCGUAAACCGCACCUGGGUGACCAGCGGUGGCCGGCCCGUGAUGCCCCAGGCCGUGAUGCUCUUGGCGCCACUGCUGCUGCUGCGCGGCGCUCACGCUCUGUAAUGAUCACCGGCGUGCGGUAACGUGACGUCACGGUGACCCGGGCGAAGGUCAUCGCCCUGACGAUAGCGAACGCGAACCACCCGGCACAAGUGCCUCCUAUUGCAGUGCGAGGUCCCGCCUGAUCGAAUGAAGUCCGCAUAUGGACAGUGGGCGUCCCCGAAAUCACCGCGCAAUGACUGCACGGUACGCGGCAGCAGCAACAGCAGCGAGCAGCAGCAGCAGCGAGAAGGUGGUGCGGCUCCGUGGUGGAGAAUCAGCUGUCGAGCAGGCUCCGGACUUCGCGAGAGGAGGGGGGAUGGGGCAGAAUCCGUCACUCUUGUGAUAGCUGUACCGUGCGCGGUGCGGACGCUAUGCGAUGCCGCUAAGAAAUGCGGGACUCGUGAGUAGCGCAUGGCGUCGCACAUUUUGUUACACUUGUAGCAGAGUGAGCGAGGCCCAGUUUGAGUUUGUUUUGUCCUUGUUUUAAACUGGGACCGGUGGCAUUCAUGCUCUCUGGGAAAUGAUAUAUUUGAAUACAAUGAGAGCGGUGUCAUGCUGUCUUAAGCCAUAUUAAGCACACAAUAUGCUCCAAAUUUCAACAACUCGGCAACUCCUAACAUGUUCACGUUUCGCCGUACGAACGCAAAGGAUUUGCAGGCAAAGCAAUGUGUACGCGACGUUUCCACACGACAUUUCAGCGCGAGGAAAGUAAAGCGUCCUCGCUCGAUAACAUCGGAAACCCUAAACUCACGGGUCCGAAGCCCAAGCUUAGGAUCGUCGACCGAGUGUCGUAGCGGAAUAGGAUCAACACAUUUAGGCUGAAAAGGGAAGAAAAUGGCAUUGACAAACGCAUAGCUUGACAUGUGCAGACAGUGUGGGACCUCGAAUAAACUAAGAAUCUGACUGUUUCUGUACGCUUUGAACACUUCCUGUCAGUCUACGGCAACUGUAGCGAAUACCGAUGUUAAGCCAAAUGCACAGUGCUGCUGAGAGCCACUGUCUGUAAAGCAACAAGUGAUCUUGGCAACACCCAAUCCGUGGCUGUGUCGGAGAUCGACCGAGAAACGCCAAUGUUGCUUCGUUUGAAACCGGUCUCGAAUGCAACGCGUUGCUGUACAAACCAAUACA
Molecule: messenger RNA, 1606 nt
Organism: Pollicipes pollicipes
Lineage: Eukaryota; Metazoa; Arthropoda; Thecostraca; Pollicipedomorpha; Pollicipedidae
Product: very low-density lipoprotein receptor
Exons: 2
Coding region: 35-499 (154 amino acids)
Cellular component (GO): plasma membrane
Molecular function (GO): protein binding
Source: RefSeq, a predicted model, not a curated record